AUGCAGAUGCAGGAGGAUGAGAUUCAGCUGCUGAAGAUGGCCCUGGCCGAUGUCCUCAAGAGACUCAACAUCUCAGAGGAACACCAGGCCGCCAACACCAAGAAAGGACCUGCUGGGCCGCCAACACCAAGAAAGGACCUGCUAACUCAAUCUAUGGUUGUGCUCCCCAGAUGAUCGUAGCUCUGCGGCGAGCGGCAUAGAUGUGGCGGACUGCCUGACGUACCUGGAGAAGUGGCUUUAGCUCAGUGGGCUAACACAGUUUUGUGUGGCUUUAGCUCAGUGGGCUAACUCAAUCUAUGGUUUUGCUCUCCAGAUGACCGUAGCUCUGCGGCGAGUGGCAUAGACGUGGCGGAUCGCUUGACGUACCUGGAGCAGAGGAUGCAGAUGCAGGAGGAUGAGAUUCAGCUGCUGAAGAUGGCCCUGGCCGAUGUCCUCAAGAGACUCAACAUCUCAGAGGAACACCAGGCCGCCAACACCAAGAAAGGACCUGCUGGGAAAGGUACACAAACACAAGCACAUACACACAUGUUUACACACAUACACACACACACACAUUUACAUUUACAUUUUAGUCACUAAGCAGACGCUCUUAUCCAGAGCGACUUACAGUUAGUGCAUUCAUCGUAAGAUAGCUAGGUGGGAUAACCACAUAUCACAGGCAUAGAAAGUACAUUUUUCCUCAAUAACGUAGCUAUCAGUAGAGUCAGAGCUAGAACGGGGGGGGGGGGGGUCAGAUGUUUUUGGAAGAUGGGCAGGGACUCUGCUGUCUGCUUCAGGGGGAAGCUGGUUCCACCAUUGGGGUGCCAGGACAAAGAAGAGCUUGGACUGGGCUGAGCGGGAGCUGCCCUCCCAUAGGGGUGGGAAGGCCAAGAGACCUGAGGUGCCAGAACGGAGUGCUCGGGUUCGGGUGUAGGGUUUGAGCAUAGCCUGAAGGUAAGGAGGGGCAGUUCCUCUUGCUGUUCUGUAGGCAUGUAGUGGAUGCAAGCUUCGACUGGAAGCCAGUGGAGUGUGCGGAGGAGUGGGGUGACAUGAGAGAACUUGGGAAGGUCGAAAAUCCAGGCGGGCUGCAGCGUUCUGGAUAAGUUGCAGAGGUUUGAUGGCACAAGCAGGGAGCCCAGCCAACAGCGAGUUGCAGUAGUCCAGACUGGAGAGGACGAGUGCCUGGAUUAGGACCUGUGCUGCUUCCUGUGUGAGGUAGGGUCGUACUCUAGGGAGGAUGUAGAGCAUGAACCUGCAGGAGCGGAUCACUGCUUUGAUGUUUUAAGAGAACGACAGGGUGUCGUCCAGGGUCACGCCAAGGUUAUUUGCGCUCUGGGAGGGUGACACUGUGGAGUUGUUAACUGUGUUGGAGAGGUAUUUGAGCGGGCAUGCCUUCCCUGGGAGGAAGAGCAGUUCCGUCUUGUCGAGGUUGAAUUUGAGGUGGUGGGCCGACAUCCAAGUUGAGAUAUCUGCCAGGCACGCAGAGAUGCGUGUCGCCACCUGGGUGUCAGAAGGGGGAAGGAGAAAAGUAGUUGAGUGUCAUCCGCAUAGCAAUGAUAGGAGAGACCAUGUGAGGAUAUGACGGAGCCGAGUGACUUGGUAUAUAGAGAGAAGGGGAGAGGGCCUAGAACCGAGCCCUGGGGGACACCAGUAGUGAGAGUAUGUGGUGCAGACACAGAUCCUCUCCACGUCACCUGGUAGGAACGGCCUGCCAGGUAGGAUGCAGUAAAAGAGUGUGCAUAGCCUGAGAAGCCUAGCUUUGACAGUGCGGCGAGCCUCCGUGACACAAAGAAGAGCAGUCUCGGUUGAGUGACCCAUCUUGAAGCCUGACUGGUUAGGGUCAAGAAGAUCAUUCUGAGAUAAAUAACGAGAAAGUUGAUCAGAGACAGAACGCUCAAGUGUUUUGGAAAAAAAAUAAAGAAGGGUCUAUAGUUUUUGACGUCAGAUGAGUCAAGUGUUGGUUUCUUGAGGAGGGGAGCAACUCGAGCCAUUUUGAAGUCAGAGGGGACACACACACAGACACACACAGACACACACACACACACAUAGAAACAUACACAUACACCCUCUUCACCCAUAUUUCCCCUAUGCAACAGCAGCUAGGCCUGUGUCUCUGGCCCUGCCGUCCAGACCAUCAAUGAACAGCCCUGCCUCUCUGAAGAAGAGUUACACAACCUCCACACUGCCCUCUACAUUCACCGCACGGAACUACAACCCCUUACCACCAGCAUCAGCCAAGAGGUACAGUACACAAUCACUAACCAUCACCUGCGAACACAGAGAGGUACAGUAUGAUUACUAUCCCUCGACUCUAACUCUAGCGCUAGAUACAUUUCAACAAAUUGAUCAUACACUUGCUGUUCUCUCACUUUCUAACGUCCCCCCCCCCUCUCUCUUUUCUCCCCCUCACCCUGUCUCCCUCAGUGGUGUGAAGAGUCCAGUAGGCAGUGUGAAGGAGAGUCCAUGUACCUCUAAGACAGCUCGGCCCGGCCCCCGACCUGGCCCCCCAGGAUCCACAGCCUCCGGCAGUAAGAAAGCUGAAAGGUAGGUACGUCUGUGGCUGUAGGCCUAACAGGGAAGAAGUGUUUAAAUGUGUUCUGAAUGUACUGUUCUGAGUCUAUACGUCUCCUACGUUUUCUCAAAUAGAUCUCUAGAACAGGAGUUACAACUCUGGUCCUUGAAGGUCUACUGGUUUCCAUGCUUGUUUUUCAAUCCGACACUGGCGUAUAUCUGUGUCUGGGUAACCUGGUAUAAAAACAAAAAGCAGCAGUACUGUGACCUUCGUGGACAGGAGUUGUCCAUCCUUGUUCUAGACUAGGGCGUGUGUGAUGGGACCUAACUUCUCCUUUCUCAUUCUCUCCUUGCAGCAAAACCAAGGAGCCUGCAGCCAGUGUAGGUAAGACAAUUAUUUUAAUUUCUACUGUAGUGUGCUCUUCCCACAGGCAGAGAGCAGCACUGAACUGUACAACAGGGCCUUGGGGAGAGGAAUGGCCAGAUUAAUGAAAUGGAAAACAGAUGUUGGUUAGAUUGAUCCUACUGUAACAUGCCAUUGAUAAAUGGUAUGAGUGACAUGUUAGAGUGGAUACUAUACCUCCCACAUAGACUGACCUGCUCUCUCUGUUCCUGUGUUUCUUCUAUAGGGUCGAGACAUGUGACACACUGUAAAGGUAGGCCUCUGUCCAACCUCCUGGAAUAACAUUCUUAACCUCAACUGGAUAUGUUAGUCUAGCUUUAUAUACUAUGACUGUAUUCUCCACCGCCUGUUACUGAUCCCAUGCAUUAUCUAUCUCAGAAAAGACAACGUCUGUCAAGUUUGUCAAGUUUAUGGAAUAAUAUCUACUGAAAGCUAAAAUCUUAUCUGUGACAAAUACAUCUUCUGGUUUCUAAAGUACAAGUAAGCACUGUAUUUGAACACCUGUUUACCCUUGUCUCUCAUUUUCUCACCAUGUCUCAUCAUGACUUCUCUUCCCCUCCCAUUCCCUCUCCACCACACACAUCCUCCCUUCUCCUGCUCACACCUACAAACCUCAUUUCGUCCCAUACUCUCAACCCUCAACCUUCACCCUUACCCCUAAUUUCACCUCUUCACUUAGUGACUAUGCAGAUCUAUCUGAGCCCCCUAACAAGAAGGACUGGGUCUUCUGAAGUGGCCAAAUCAGCCCCCACGGUCCCCAACUCCAGACCAACCAGAACCCCCACCCCUCCUCAGACCAAAGGA
This is a messenger RNA of Coregonus sp. 'balchen', 3697 nucleotides long. Lineage: Eukaryota; Metazoa; Chordata; Actinopteri; Salmoniformes; Salmonidae. The record is from the annotation of a GenBank genome assembly.